Rhopalosiphum maidis (corn leaf aphid) is the source of this 1158-nucleotide messenger RNA. RefSeq lists its product as uncharacterized. Gene Ontology annotation, biological process: sensory perception of taste. The record is from RefSeq and is a predicted model, not a curated record. NCBI's taxonomy places the organism in Eukaryota, Metazoa, Arthropoda, Insecta, Hemiptera, Aphididae. Gene Ontology annotation, cellular component: membrane; axon; neuronal cell body.
AUGUUCAAGUUCAACGCCUUCGACGGCCGCUGCCGCCAACGACUCGAAGCAUUGUUCUCGUUGAUACUGAUCACCGGGUGCCUGUUCAACAUCGUUCUGUCGCCGUACUGCAUGUGCGCGAUGGAGUCGUGUCACAAUCAAGUGACUGCGGUCCUGGUGCAGGUCAACACCGUACUGCCUCGGACCUUGGCCGUCGUGUGCCUCGUAUCCCGCGUGAAGACCAUGUUGCACAACGCGAGCGGCGCGUUUCGCAAGUACGAGUACAGGACACGCGAGUACAAGACGUGUUUCCCGGACGAGGUCGGCAGCGUUUUCGUCGCGUUUAUAGUGUCCGUGUACGCCGUCACCAUAUUGCCGACGAAUGCGUACCGCGUGUACAUGAUCCACCGGGACGUCCGUGACCACACCGUCACCGCGUUCUUCGUGCUCAUGUACGCCCAGAAUCUGUGCACGUGCUCGUCGGAAAUCCACUACGUGGCGCGCUGUUUUGGGCUGUACCGGCGGUUCUGCUUGAUCAACGAGGACGUGUUCGCGCUCAAGUCGGCGACGGUCGUCGCUAACCGGUACCCGUCCGUGUUGCUACAGUCGGCAGGCGGGCGCGGCUACAACGGAUGCCGCCGCAGCCGCAAAACGUCGGCCGCCCCGCGAGUAUCAUCCUCGGCCGAGACGCGUCCCACGGCCAACAACGUCGAACUGCUCCGGAUGAGACACCAGUGCGUCCGGGAAGCGGUCGGCGACCUCAACGACCUUUACGGCGUCCAACUGCUGUUGUCGCUGUGCGUCCUGUGCGUUAUGACCGUGAUCGACGGCUACGGAGAGAUAUUCGGCGUGUACACGCUGGCCCAGUCACAAGUUUUCUUGUACGCGUGGCUGACGCACUAUUUGUUCAGAUUUUGUACGAUCGUUUUGACGACGCAUUUCACGACGAAACAGGCGUAUAGAACAAAAACUUUAACAACUGAUAUAAACAAUCGACAUUUAGAUACCAGCACAAAGGAAGAGUUAAACUUAUUUUCCAAUCAAAUUAUACAUCAUUCAAUGGAAUUCACUACCUGUGAUUUUUUCACAUUAAAUGCUCAUUUCAUUACUUCUACUAUUGCUGCAGUCACAACAUAUUUCAUUGUGUUAUUACAAUAUGUUCACUAAAAUAAAAAAAAA